CGCUUUCACCCAAAUUUGCAAUUUCGGAGCCCUAAAUUCAGUCUUUACCCCUCUCGCCCAAAUCGAAAUUUUCUCUGUUUCUUUGUUCUUCCAAUUCACGUGCUGAAACCCUAAUUCGAAAUUCUCUGUUUCAUUUACGGUUAUUUUGCCACUUUUACCUAAAAUUGAAGAGUGGGGAGUCUUGAAAAGAGAUUUUAAACGAUGGAAAUCGUGGUGCCGACGACGACGUCGUACGAAAACUUGUUGGAUGCGCAGAAGGAUCUCUUCCAGAAUCAGAUCGAAAAGCUCCAUCAAAUAGUCGCCACCCAAUGCGAACUAACCGGCAUCAAUCCCCUUUCCCAAGAAAUGGCUGCUGGGGCUUUAUCCAUUAAAAUUGGAAAGAGACCUAGAGAUUUGUUGAAUCCCAAGGCUGUAAAGUACAUGCAAUUCGUAUUCUCCAUAAAAGAUUCCACAAGCAAGCGGGAAACACUGGAGAUCAGUGCUCAGUUUGGAGUUACAAAAACUCAGGUCCGCGAUUUUUUCACUGGCCAGCGAUCAAGAGUGAGGAAGAUGGUCCGAUUGUCUGGAGAGAAGGGAAAUAAAUCUACUGCCUGUGAUGCAAUACACGAUGAUACUACCUCCCUUUCAGACUCCAAUAGGCCUCCGGAACCUGUCCCUUUGUACACAAUGGCUCCAGUUCCAAUCAAUAUUGAAGAAGGGCCUUCGUGCUCAAAGAGCGAUGAUGUUUUAUCUGCCAUGGGGGACCCAGAUCUGCAUUUUGUAAAUAAUAUACUUAGUUCAAUGAAGAAAGAAGAGUCAUUCUCUGAACAGGUGAAAUUGUUGCGGUCGAUUCUGCGUAUGAAUAACCCCACAUUGAUUAAUUGGUUCUUAUCUGAAGGUGGCUUGAUGAUAUUAGCAACAUGGUUAUGUCAAGCAGCUAAGGAAGAACAAACGAGUUUUCUUCGCGUUAUUCUGAAGGUGCUAUAUUACCUGCCGAUGCACAAGGCUCUCCCGGUGCAUAUGUCUGCCAUAUUGCAAAGUGUCAACAAGCUGCGGUUUUACAGGACAUCAGACAUCUCACACAGGGCAAGAACUCUAUUAUCUAAAUGGAGUAAUAUGUUCGGAAAGAACUUACCUUUGAAGAAAAGCAAUGGGUUGAAAUCAGCCAGUGAACUACAGGACGAGAUGCUGUUAAAGCAGAGCAUUAACGAAGUUAUCGGCAAUGAAUCAUGGGAUUUGAAAGAUAGCUCUGAAGAAGCUUUCAGAUUGUUAUGCGACAACCCUGAUAACCACGGGAAGUUGGACAGUGCUCAGCCUCUAAAAAUGCUUACGGCAUCAGGGGAGGAUUCCAAUAAACGGCGAGGUGUUUUGUCAUCUAAUAAUAGAGAGCGUAGGAAAGUUCAGCUGGUGGAGCAUCCUGGUCAAAGAUUGGCUGUAAGGAGUCCCCAGGUUGCAAGAUCAACAUCUGCAACUCAAAGCCGCCCUCUUUCUGCCGAUGAUAUACAGAAAUCGAAGAUGCGUGCUCAAUUUAUGCAGAGUAAACAUGGAAAGGCAAUUACAGGGCCCGAUGAGAAACUAAAAUCUGAAAGCAAGAACACUCUCACCUCCUCGCAUGCCAGUUUGCCACCUGUCUCUACACCUUGUGUUCAGACCGAGCUUGAGGAAAAUAGGAAAUGUGAUGAGGAAGUAAGGCCUGAAAGCAAGAAUACUGUUACCUCCUCGCAUGCCAGUUUGCCAUCUGUUUCUACACAUUCUGUUCAGACCGAGCUCGAGGAAAAGAGGAAACACGACGAAGCUUUCUCUGAACCUGCUAAACCUCAAGAAGAGCCUCCGAGAAAAAAGCACCAGAGAAUCCCGAUUCCAUGGCGGACACCUCCAGAAGUGAAAAUAAUGGAGUCAUGGUCUGUGGCUGAAGGGGCCAAUAGCAAAGAAGUCGAAGUUCAGAAAAACAGAAUUAGGCGCGAGAGAGAAAUAUUUUACAGGUCAUUUCAAGAAAUCCCAUCAAACCCAAGAGAACCGUGGGACCGCGAAAUGGACCCGGACGAUACAUUAACCCCUGAAAUCCCAAUCGAGCAGUUGCCAGAUGUCGAACCGUCAGAAACCCUAUCUGCUUCUGCCAAUAACGAAACCUUAUUAUCUGCAUCGUCUGAGAAUAAUAUCCAUGAACCGGAUCUUCAACUGCUGGCUGAGUUGUUGAAAAAUCCGGAAUUGGUCUUUGCGUUGACUUCUGGGGGAGGUGGCAAUGUAACGAGCGAAGCUACUUUGAAACUGCUGGGUAUCAUCAGAAAGAAUGGUGUGGGUUCGUUGGCUAAUUUAGUGGGGAAAGCUGAUGUUGAUGAGGUUGUGGUUUCUCUACCGUCUCCAACUCCUUCGACCAAUCAUGUUCCGAAUGGAGCGAAGCAAGACUUUUCAAGAAACCCAUUUUCUCGUCAGCCUGCAUCGGGAAUCGGCAGCACAUACCAUGCCACCGGAGGUGCUCUUCCGAUCCGGCAGCCUCAAAUUCCGGCACAAAUGGUGGUGCCGCCGCCGGUAGCAUCUCUACAAACUAAUACUACUCAAUUAAUGAGUGAACAUUGGCAGGCACACACAAAUUCACAAAUGCACCACCAAAGUAUUAUUCCACCUAAUUCUUUCAAUACACAACAACAUUUGCUAAAUGCCAACUCUAAUCGGGCCCCACCGAAUUCGUACGGUUCAUCAUCUUCCCAUACAAAUUGGGGCGAACCCUCCUCAGGCAAUAUUAAGCCAUCACCCGUUUCUAUAUUAAUGCCACCUUCUCGAUCCCUCACACCGCCACAUCAUCAAAAGCCAGCACAAAUGCAGGAUCCAUUUGGAGCAAACUAUCGCUAUCAAAAUAAUCAAAGUGUGGGCAACUACGAUGCUUACGCUGGAGGUUCAGUUCAGGGUGGUAGAAGUAGUAGACAUGCAGGUGGGCCCGGAUUCGAGUCGUGGAGCCCGGAUAACAGCCCGUCUAGACGUCACGAGUACUUACCUGGCCAUUAUUAUCAAGAUCCAAAUGUGAAUGCAAGAGCAAUGCAGCAAAAUAUGGGGCAGCCUUCUGAUUAUUAUCAAGACCAGAGAUUUGGCGGGCCCGCAAAUAGACGAUGGCCCGAAAAUCGAAGAUAGUGGUGAUCCUUUUCUAACAUGGAAUCUUAUACGUAGAUGGAUAAGGUUAAAAUGGGGGAUGUCGUAGAGAAGCAAUUUUUGCUGUUGAAAUGCUUUCGGAAAAAAACGAAAAACAAAAAUACUUGUACUCUUUGUAUGGAGAAAAGAUAUAGAGGACAUUCUUGAUUAUUGAAGCUUUGAGUUUUUUCUUUUUCUUUUUUUUUUAUCCAUUG
Erythranthe guttata (spotted monkey flower) is the source of this 3317-nucleotide messenger RNA. The record is from RefSeq and is a predicted model, not a curated record. Lineage: Eukaryota; Viridiplantae; Streptophyta; Magnoliopsida; Lamiales; Phrymaceae.